GUUUCUCUCCUCUCCUCCUCCGUUCCACUCUGCUCCUGCCAGGAAGAUGAUGGUGAUGAUGAUAAUGAUGUGACACUGUGGCCAGCCAAUGAGCAUGCAAGGAGGGAGGGGAAGGGGUGUGUUCAGAGGCUGAGCUUGGAUCUGAUCGAUGCUGAGGAGACCGAGGAGGAAGACGGGGAAGAGAGGGAGGUAGAGGAGGGUGGGGGAGGCCUUGUCCGAGCUAAGAAGCGGCAACACUGGCAUAAUAAAAGAGGUGAAGAGAAGGAGGAGGAAGAGGAGGAAGCUGUUGCCUGUCAAAGGGGAAUCAACCUGUGCUGUCAUGGACAAAUAUCGACCAAAGAGACCAACCACCCUGGCUCUGUUCCCACAGCUGCCACAAGCCGGCACCCAGCACUCUCCAACUAGGAAAAGCCACAUCAAUGGUUAUCUGUGUUCGUCUUCGCCGUCGGCCUCUUUCCUUUUUGGAUUUUAGUCCUCCUGCUGAACAUGACUCCAUCAACAACAACUCUUUAGGCAAGAAGGACAGCUGGAAGGACUCCCGCUCCUCCUCCCCACAUAUUACAGGGGAUAUAGCACCAGCAGAUAUCCAACCAAAAGCAGAGGACAAAGUUCGGCACAACACGCGCCGCCCGGCACCAAAACCACCCACAGCCAAUGGAGCAAAUAGCAGAGCCAACACUCAGGCUGCUGCCACCACCGCAGAUACACGCGCUCGACUGCGGGAAAGACAAGUGUCAGGGGCCACGCACACGCAGUCCUCCAGCACACCAAGGACACCAAGGAGUCAAAGGAGAGGAGGAGGAAGAGGAGCACCGGCGAUGAGAGAGAGGAGCCUGGUGGACAUAAGAGGAAAGGAUGGAGUGACUGCAGGGAAGGAAGAGAGAAGAGGAGGAAGACUGUGUGAGGAGUCCAAGGGGAAGGAGAAGGAGAAAAAUACACAUCAAAGGCCAAGAGAAACAAAUGGACUGAAAAGCCGGGGGGCUGAUGGGAAAGGGAAAGUAGGUGCCAAAGGGGUUAACAGAGGAGGGGCAUUCAAGCCAAAUAACAUACUGUCUAACCAGGAAGUUUAUCUGCCAGCCAUGGUGGUCCCACGCACGCCUGUAGCACCAAGAAACCAGGACAAGACCCAAGACCAAGGCCAAAACCAUGACAGGACCCAAGACAACCCCCCUAUCCUCUCCCGGUCCAGCAGCGAGGGGGGGUCAAACAGAAUGUCACUGAGCUCAGACACAGAGGCCCCCCCACCAGGGCCCCUGCAUCCCUCUCUAUCCCACCGAACCAACCCUGACAUCAGAGAAGAAGAGGGGGAGGGAACUCCAACUCCCUCUGUGAACGUCCAGAAUGGUCCAACCCACUGCCUUGCAGGUAAUGAAAAAACAGAGAUGGACUCUACUAAGUCAAAGGUCCAUGCAGGGGGAGAAAAAGGUGACAAUAACAUUGAGGUGGAUAGCACCGAAUCUGUCACUCAGGGAGAUCGUGCGGCUGCUCAGACUGUACCAAAGAGUGAAGCUACAGCAGGGUUAAAUUAUGACUCUGUUAAGUACACUCUGGUGGUCGAUGAACACGCUCAAUUGGAGUUGGUCAGCCUCAAGGACUGCUUUCACGGUUACAACGAGCACAAUGAUGACAGCGAUGCAGAGACGGUCUAUCAGUCAGCCAAUGAGGAGGAAGACCCAGAGUAUGAGGAGGAGAGAAAGGGGAGAGAGGAAGCAAAGAAGCAAGAGAGGAGGAAAGAGGAGGAAAAGAGAAGAAAGGAGGAGGAUGAGAAGAAGAAAAGGAGGGAAGAGGAUGUGAAGAGAAGGAGAGAGGAGGAGGUGAAGAGGAGGAGGGAAGUUGUGGCAAGGAUCUGCAAACAGUCCAAGGUAACAUCAACCACAACUUCAGAGGAAGAGGAGUCUAACGGAGGAAGGGCCAGAACUUCCAGAAGUAAGAAGUUCCUCAACCUGUUUUCCAACAACAGCAGUCAUUACAGCACCACUGGUGCUGGGUCAUUUGGUGUGUUCUCCUGUGUUUUGGAUGGAGUGGAGAGACAACAGAGCCACAGAGCUGCCUACAGGUUUGUCCCUCGUCAUGCAGAUGAGCUUUACCUAGAGGCAGAUGACCCAGUGUUAAUGCUGAACCAGUCUGAGGAUCUGUGGUGUCAGGGUUACAACAUGAGGACUGGAGCGACCGGGAUCUUCCCUGCCUUCUAUGCUGUCAGAGUGGCCAAAGAAUAUAACCAAGUCCAGAAAGAUGGCUGGAUAGAGCAGUUCCAGGGGCGGUUCCUGGGUUCAGUACAGGUCCCGAUCCACAAGGGCAACGACAUGCUUUGUGCUGCGAUGCAGAAGGUGGCGUGUAACAGGCGGUUAGCAGGUCAGCCUCCUUCAACCUGUGUGCUGGAAGUCAGUGUGAAAGGUGUGAAGAUCAGUGUCCAAGACCAGUGUCACUCUGCUCAUAGGGGGGACCAGUGUUUCCAUUUCUUCCAGUUGAAGAACAUCUCAUUCUGUGGCUGUCAUCCAAAACACAGCAAGUAUUUUGGUAUCAUCACCAAACACCCUGACCAAGAGCGCUUUGCCUGUCAUGUGAUGAUGUCAGAGACAACAUUACAUCCUCUGGCUGAGUCUGUAGGGAGGGCAUUCCAGCAGUAUUACAAGGAGCACAUUGGCUACUCCUGUCCCACUGAAGACAUCUUCAUUGAAUAACACCUCUCCCGCAUCCACACUAUGUACUGAAUACUCACUAUGUGCAUGUAAGCCUGGUCUUACACAGCAAACUGGACCACUGAUUUAUCUUUGUCAGAGUACUUGCAUGGUGGAUUUCCUUUCUUACCUGCAUCCAGUGAUACAGCGAGCUUUCCUUUUCCUUUGGCCAUGUGCCAACAUUAAUACCUCUAUGGAUGGAUAAGAUCACAUGAAAUGUUCCAUACACUGGGAACAAAUGUAACAUAAACUAUCCCAAAUUCAAAUACAAAUAUCUGAUAUUGAUAUAUUUUAUGGUUUAAAAUUACUUGUAUGUAACUACACGUAGAUAAUGGCUGUAAAACUUCAGGACUAUGAAGUUAAUUUAAGGACAGAAUGUUUAUAGCGUCCAUUUUUUUUAACUUGCAACCAGUGCUGAAAUAAAUAAUAAUUUACCAGUGACAGUUUUGGUAAUUAAUAAACCAUUUGAGUCAUGUAUCAAAAAACAAGUUAUCAGCCAUCUUAGCUGUUUUUUAGGCACAGUAGUACUUUAAGCUACUGUAAAUGCCAAUUUAAGCAUGCUAAGAUGUGCACAAUGACAGUGUUUAGCAGAUCAUGUUUCCCAUGUGAGCAGCUAACAUUUGUUAAUUAGCAAUAGAAACACAAAGUACAGCUGAGGCUAAUGGAAAUGUCAUUAGUUUGCAGGUAUCUGGCCAUAAACCAAACUAGAUUGGGAUCACCAAAGCUGUUACAAUUUAUCCUGUGGGGAACAUGAAUGUCUAAAAGAUUUCAUGUAAGCCUAUAUAAUUUUUGUCAAGAUAUUUGAGUCUGGAAAAAAUGUUGGACCAACUGUAUGACACUGAUAUAUGGAAAGCCCUGCUAUACGGAUAACAAUGAAAACGCUGAACAUUUAUUGGUUGCAGCUUUUAAAAUCAGAGGAUAUGCUGUUUUUUGCUUUCAUAUAAUUGGAAAUUGCAUUUUUGGACUCUUGGUCAGACAAGUUAAACAAUUUAAAGACAUCACAUUAGGCUCUGGGAACUUGAUGAUAAGCCUUUAUCAUUAUUUUUGACAUUUCAUAAACUAACUGAUUUGUCAGUAAAGUAAAAAAACAAACAAAUUCAAUUCAAAAAAGGUUCCUUGCAACAAUACUUAAAUCUUUGAAUUGUUGUCAUAUUUGAUGUCACGGCAUGAUGGAUGCACUUCAUUAAAAAUAAUCUAUAUCAGCUUGAGUUCUAGUUUGUUACAUUAGACAAACUUCAUCAUAGCCCAUUUUUACUUGUAGCGACUGGUUUGUACUCAUAUUGAUGGUCACGUGAUUAAACGUUAAGCACACUAAAUACAUUCAGAAAAAGUUCUCAAUCUUUAAUUUCGGUUUGUAAACUCUAUAACCAGUAUGUUGAAUAAAAGGAAAAUUUAGCUAGAAGUCUUGCAUAUUUUGAAAUUAAAUUUUGUAUUAAUUUAGGUAGUAGGAAAAGUGGCAAAACCUAGCAAGUUGUGUAAGAUAUGUAUUUAAUAUAUCUAUUUUACCUGUCUAAAUGAUUACAUGGGAGUGCAAUGGAGAAGAGCAUCUCCCUUACUUAACAGUAAUCCUUUUAAACAAAAUGAAAUUCUAAAGUUCAAUAUACAUAAGUCAGCAAUGUUAGUGAUCAUGAGCAGUUUGCUUACUUGGGUAAGCAAGUACCCACUGGGUGUUGAAGGGCCUGGAAUCAAACCAAACCAAACCAGGUCAACAGCCUGGAAGGCAGCUAUGCUUACCACAAACACACUUAAGAUAUGAAAAUCUAAGAACAAGCAAAACUGCAUGUUUAUAAUAAGAAGGUAAAUGUUCUGUCUUUAAAUCAGCUUCAUCCUUGACUCUACUGUAAAGAAGGGCUUCUUAUUAGCAACAAUUUCCCCCAACAGUUUAAAAAACAGUGCUUUAAAAGAACAUCCAAUAAAAAAAAAUGGACCUCCUUUUUAUUCUUUGCACAGAUGAG
Perca fluviatilis (European perch) is the source of this 4633-nucleotide messenger RNA. It is a transcript of the gene mapk8ip1a, whose product is annotated as mitogen-activated protein kinase 8 interacting protein 1a. Gene Ontology annotation, cellular component: cytoplasm. NCBI's taxonomy places the organism in Eukaryota, Metazoa, Chordata, Actinopteri, Perciformes, Percidae. Gene Ontology annotation, biological process: regulation of JNK cascade. The transcript has 13 exons. Gene Ontology annotation, molecular function: protein binding. The record is from RefSeq and is a predicted model, not a curated record. Bases 420 to 2681 code for a protein of 753 amino acids.